Messenger RNA from Penicillium samsonianum, 1875 nucleotides. RefSeq lists its product as uncharacterized. The record is from RefSeq and is a predicted model, not a curated record. Gene Ontology annotation, molecular function: (3R)-hydroxyacyl-[acyl-carrier-protein] dehydratase activity. Gene Ontology annotation, cellular component: mitochondrion. The coding region runs from base 1 to 1875 and encodes 624 amino acids. The transcript is spliced from 8 exons. NCBI's taxonomy places the organism in Eukaryota, Fungi, Ascomycota, Eurotiomycetes, Eurotiales, Aspergillaceae.
AUGAAGACAAAUUCACUCCGACUCCUGUUCUCUUUGCGAGGCGGGCGUCAUGCAUUUCGGACUUACUCCUCGCUCCCCGAGCGCUUGCAUCAUGAACUGACCACAAGGAAGCUCCCGUUGACUUACGACUAUCUACACCCCCAACCCUCGCAUCUUCUGAACCUUACACUCCGUGAUCUUCUUCCACAAUCCCAGAACUCUUCCGAUUAUGCGACUCUACCAUCAUUACAGAACCCGUCCCCGCUCCCGGCCGGUCACCACUUAAUCUACUUCCCGCCGCAGGUGACCUUGUCCCAACUACUUCCGGACUGCACAGAUACAUUACACACACCGGGAGAACCAUUUAAUCGGCGCCUGUGGGCAGGUGGAAAUCUAAGAUUCCCCGUGCGCAGUCCGCCUCUGGAUGGGAGUCGCGCAGUCUGCAUAGAAUCCAUCCGCAACGUGACAGUGAAGGGCCGCGAGGGGGACGAGAAAGUGAUUGUCACCAUCGAGCGACGCAUUGGCAAUGUUCCUGAACAAGAAACGGCCGACCAGACCUGGGACCGGAUAUGGAAAGAGAAUGAAGACAACGCGGGAGAAUCGUCAGUCAUUGAGAACCGGGACCUCAUUUUCAUGCGCCUAAAAACCAGCGCCCAAAUCGAGGCCGAUAAAGCGCAAUUCGGAAAGCCUGGUAGGACGGUUAAACCUCCCUCUGAUGCGACAUUCCGCCAUGCCCUCAUACCUACUAAAGCGCUGCUAUUCCGAUUCUCUGCACUGACUUUCAAUGCCCAUUCUAUACACCUUGACAAGGGCUAUACUCAAAACCAGGAGGGAUACCCAAAUCUUUUGGUACAUGGUCCGUUGACGCUCACGCUUCUGUUGAGUGUGCUUCAGCAACACCUGAGUAGAUUGAAUCUCCGCAUCAAUGACAUUGAAUAUAAGAAUCUAGUGCCACUUUUUGUUGAACAGGAGCUGGUGAUCUGUGGCAAGCCUAAGAAUGGCACUGGGGCUUGGGAUGUGUGGAUUGAAGGUCCAGAUGGAGGGUUGGCUGUUCGGGCUAAGGAGUGCGAAGCUGUCGAAGCAGAUAGAACAAUCCAUCGAUGGAUGGUUCCGCCAUACAAUAUAAUGGAUGUCUUCUGGGCGGCUCCCCCGGUCAUUAGGACCCUUACAGCCUUGACUCUGGUUCAAUCCGCUUUGAUGUAUAGCGGCUUAGUGGACUUCUAUUGGGCGCCCUUUAUGCCGAGCAUGAUAUUCUCAUGGCGCCCACAGGUCUACCGCCUGGUCACCCCAUUUCUACUAACCGGACCAAGAUUCGAUUUCAUCUUUGAUCUCUACAUCAUGUACCGCUAUGGCAGUGCUGCGGAGAGGAGCAUGGCCCCUGGAGAGUUCCUCAUCUAUCUCCUAUUUGUAGCUUUCAACAUCAUGCUCACUGCAGGUGGUUAUCUAGGAGCGCCUUUCCUCCUGUCACCCUUGGUCAUGGCUUUCGUCUACACCUACUCCCAGACGAACCGAGGAACAAAGACGAGGUUCUGGGUCGUCGACAUCCCGGUGGUAUUCCUGCCAUAUGCGAUGCUUCUCGUCGGCAUGGUAACGAACGGAUGGUAUGGCGCGCUGAUAGAUGUGAUGGGAAUCGUUGCUGCCCAUACUUAUGAUUUCCUCACACGCAUCUACCCGACUUUUGGCGGUGGGAGAAAUAUCAUCACUGUCCCCGGCUUCGUGGAGAGGUACUUCACCCACCACGACCCCAACAGCGGGUACCGAGGAUAUGGAACGGCGAGCCGCGCACCAAGGCCGGCUGAGCAACCCUCGUCGGCAUCAGCAUCAGGAUCAUCCUGGAGCAGCUGGACCUCUUCGGGUUCUUGGAACGGCAGAGGCGCUGGCCGGAGACUCGGUUAG